AUGUUAAAUUAAAUAAAAGACAAACCACUUUCAUAAUUAAUAGCUGAAUUAUAACAAAAGUAUUAAGAGGAUAAUGACUAAUCAAAUAUAUUUCAAAAAAUUUAUUAGAAACAAUAGGAACAAGAGAGUUCAACAGAUUCAUCUCACUUUUUACCUGCCUUGCUUUCAGGUUCUACUGGUUCAUAAUUAUCAAACUCUCAAGUAGACAAUUAAGAAUAAGUUUGUUCAAAGGUUCAUAAGAAUAUCAAAAAAGAAAAAAAAAAUAAAAAGAUAGGAAAAGUGUCUUAAGAUGAAAAAUAAGAAUUUUCUUAAAAUAAUGAUAAAAAAGCAAUGCAAAUGAUUAGAAAUAGAAUAUCAGCUUAGAAUUCUAGAGAUAGAAAGAAAGCAUAUUUACAAAAAUUAGAAGAAGACUUUGUUAAAUAAUCAACUUAAUUAUCUGAAAUGCAUGAAUAAGUCAUUCAUUUAUAAUAAUAAUUAGAAGAAGUUCAUAAAAUUAAUUAGCAAUUAUAAUAAUAAUACACUUUUUUAACAUGUUUAAAUUGUGGUAGUAAACAUUUUGGAUAUGAUGAUGAUAAUCCUAUUUCAGUUUCUAAAAACAAAAGUCUUGGAAAAUUAGGACUUUCAUUUUUAUUUAUUAUUGCAAUUAUAGGAUUUAUUACAAUUGAUUUUAAUCCUUAAACAUAAAAAUUAAAUACUAUUAAAUUAAAUGAACAAUUAGGACAUUAAAUUCGAAAUCUAAAUGCAAGUGAUGAUCAAUUUGAAUUAUUUGAUCAUGUUUCAUAAAGUAGAAUUAGAGGUAUGACUGAAAUUAUGGAAUACAAUUCAGAAUAUAAUUAUAAAUUUUUUGAUACUACAUAUAGGGCUAUUUUACAUAGUGAAGACAGUCUAGUUAAUGGAUUGAUUAAUUUUAAUAAAGAAAGAGCUAAAAAUAACAAUGGUAAAGCAUUGGCUCCACUUAAUUAUCAUCAACAAUAAGUUGACUCUCUCUUUUGUCCUUCAAUUUAUAAAUAUGAAAAUUAAACUUAAGGGUAUAAAUUAUAUUAAUAUUUUUAUUAGAAUUCGAGUACAUUAUCAAGAUAAUUAAUGGUUACAUUUGAUUAUUCCAAAAAAUAAAGUUAAUAUUUUUUAUUAAGCAACUGAUAAUUCUAUUGUAUUGAAAGAAAGUUUUGCUGAUCAAAAAACGAAACAUAGACAAGUAUAUUAAGAAAUUUGGUGCUAAAUAAAGAGUGUAAAUGAUUUCUAUAUUUGA
Paramecium pentaurelia is the source of this 1249-nucleotide messenger RNA. The record is from the annotation of a GenBank genome assembly. Lineage: Eukaryota; Ciliophora; Oligohymenophorea; Peniculida; Parameciidae.